AACUUUGCAAUCUUUGUGACUCGUAUUUUGCGACGAAGUGCAGUGUUUUAUUUUCAGCUUUUUUGAGUGAUCAGUGCAGACUCAAUUUGACCUUGAGUCCUGCUUGAGGGGAUGCAUGUACUAUAUUCGUGUGAUAAAUAUCCUAGCUCACGUGACAUCAAGUAAUUCCAAGAACCCGCGCCGAUUGUAACUGCCAUGAACUGUUUCAGCUCGAUUUUGUCUUAGUCAACUGGAUCGAUUACGACAAAAAGGACAACUUACAGAAUACACCCUUUCUAAUACAGAGGAUCAGUCAUGGAUCUUGCUGAGAAUGACGACCGUAGAGGUAACCUUAGAGAUCAGCAUCUGCAAUCACAUGACGAAGAACUUGAUACAGUUUCAAUCAAUGCCUCAGCAGAAUACCAACCAGCACAGGAUUCCUUUGCAGACCAAGCAAAUGACGAAGAACUUAUUGAGUCAGGAGAAUACCAUCCAGCAAGGGAUUCCUUUGCAGACCAAGGUCCACUAUGUUCCAGACUUCUAGGAGUAACACAAGGCAAUCUUGUAUAUUUUAUCAUUGUACUUUCCCUGGGUGGAGUGCUGUCAUUGUCAGUCACAAUACAAAAACCCCCUGGACUCAUCAAGACUUACAUCAACUGGUUCUUUAUAUGUUGCAUGGGAAUAGCAAUCUUGUGGAUGCUUGGUGUCUUUGUAUCUCGCAACCUUCUUGGUGGAUGCUGCCUGACAGCACGGGAGGAAGGUACCAAAAUCCCCUGCUACAUGAUCAUCGGCUUGACAAUCUUCUGCCUUGGAAGUUGCUUCAUUGCUGGGGUGGACUUUAUUGCAUUUUUGUACACUUUGACAUGUAAAGAACUUGAACAUGACAGUAGCGAGGGCGUGUUUAAUGUGGUGAAAAUAUUAUUUCUGAUUUUCCAGCUGCACUUCUUCUGUCGUCUCUCUGAUGUGAACUUCUACCGACAAUGGUGCACAAGCUUUUUUAUUCUGCAUAUCAUCGCUGUCAACCUGUCAACCUGGUUUUACUACAUAGUGGACGAAUCUGUAGACGAACCAAAGGCUGGUAAUUUCACCAAUUGUAAGAAACUGAAUGACAUGAACAAGUUUGUUACAUCUGCCGACGCAUAUCUAUACACUUUUAACAUCGAAUAUACGGUCAUGUCUUCUGUGUUACUGCUUCUAAUGUGGUUUGAACUCAGGAAGGAUGCUGUCCAAAGUGGAAGGAGGCAAAACCUGGAUAAUUCCUGCUGUUCUUUCUAUGGCUGUUGGGAGAGAUUGAAGGACAUCAUGAAACAACUGUUCCAGUUCAAACCACCUAGUAAUGGUCUUACAAAUUCUGAAAGUGACCAAAUGACCAUGAUCUUCUGGAAACCAGCAGUCUGUGGAUACACUUUUGGUGCUCUGGUAUUCGUAUUUUACCUUGUGCUUAUAGUACUGUCUGCCAUUGAAUACCCCCACAAAUAUUACUUUGUGUUUAGAAUUGUAUUGUUCAUUUUUAUGUUAAUGUCCUCAAUACUUGGAUUGGUGUAUCUGCCAAGGUCAUAUAGUUCUCAAAGUAAGAUUCACACAAGAGUUGAUUCUAUCCUCAUCAUGAUUGGAGUUACUGGUUGCUAUGUGAUGGUAAUAUUUGAAGUGAUCUCUGCAAUUUAUGACAUAAACUCAUCUUCAGAAUGUCAGUUACAUGGCAAUGAAACAACCCCAAAUACUACAUCACUCAGUAUCUCUCUGCCCUCAUUCUGUCCAGUCAUGAAGAUCUUUGUUGCAGACAACAUAGUGGUACUACUUCAGUUCUCUUUCCAGGCGAUCUUCAUAGUAAAAGCCUUGGGGCGUCGCCAAGAGGAUGUCUCCCUGGCAGCUCCCACAGCCUUGGCUAUGGUACGUAAUAUGUCCGCUCUCCUAAGCCUUGGAAACUUUGGGAUUUGGGUAAUGGAUACUUUUGAACUUAAAGACAUUAAGACCCAGGGUGCAAUUGAGAUUGCUGCUUAUGGACUUUCUACUUGGAAGAUUCUUAGCCACAUCGCAUAUCCACUGUGUAUCUUUUUUCGUCUUCAUUCUGCUUUCUGUUUCUUUGAGAUUGCCAUCAAUCGUUUUGGUGUAACAGUGCAUAAGAAAAAUGGGUACAGUGCAAUUUAGGCCCAUCCAAUGCAACUUAUUGAUAGUUAUACUUGGUGCUCAUCUAGGCUGGACAAGUGGCAAUAUUGUACGUACUCUAUAUCAACUUUUCUUUUAACACCAUUAAUGCUAUUUUAAUGUCACUAUUCUCUGCAUAUUGUAUAUUUUUUCUUUUUAUACUACAAAAUUAAUGUCUCUCUUUUUCAUAUAUUAUAAAUGAACAUUUCUAUAUAAAUGUGCUUUUUUUGCUAAAGCAAUAGCAUUUAUAUUCAGUACAAUUCUGCAGUUCAGCAUGUAUUUCAUAACAAUGAUCUAAAAUUGACAGUAUGAAACUAUAAAUAGUCCACUUUUUGUAGCCUUAAAUUCUAGUAUUGAUUUUUGUUGACAAUAACCAUAUCCUUGGCAACAGUACCAGUCACCUUGGCAUUGGAAUCAAUCAUCUUGGUAACAGUAUUAAUCACCUUGACAAAAGUACAAGCCACCUUGGAAACAGUUUUAUAAUCCUCUUGGCAACAGAAUCUGAGAACCAGGCAACAUCAACAAUCACCUUGGUGACAUCAUAAAUCACCUUGGUAACUGUAGUAUCAUAACAUUGGCUUUUCUAAUGCUCCUUGCUUUGAGGUGUUUUCUUGAAGCUGGCUGACAACAACAUUUACAGAUUGUGGUGAUUUUUCCAUGCUGGAUUGUGGUGGCAUAACCCAAACUUCCUCAACAACUGACACAUCGUGACAAUGUGAAUGCCUGCUGUCUUCACUGCUACAUUCACUAUUUGUCCGUCUGUCCUUUGCCACCUUGAUUCCAACACACACAAUCACAGAUAAUGUGCAUACAACCAUACUGAUUAUGAGGAUGUGGAAAAUGAGGCCAACAAUGUUCUGCUUGGCUGUAUCUUCAUACUUUAUUGAAGGGACUGACUCUGUUGUCUGUGGCUUUGACAGGUAGAUAGCAUCUGUAUCUACAGAAGAUAAGAAUAUUAUAUAUUUUUUGAUUAUUAUUCUUGACAAAGUCCUAAGGAGUGGCAAAUGGUCCUUCCAAGUUUUUUUUAGAUGAAAUGGAGAUUUUCAAAUUUGGGAUCCACAAAAAAAUUUGGAUAGAGGUGCAAUACCAAGACUUUGAUUAUUAAAACAAAAGUUGUAGCUUUUCCAGAGUCCAUUUGCCACCCCUUCCAUUUAAGACACAACUAUACACAGCUAAAAAGUUCGAAAAAUCUACUGGCUUUGUACUAGUGUAGUUAAAUAUAAUGUUAUGUCCCUCUCUUUCAAAAUGGAUAUAAACAUUUUGCUAUUGAUGUGUUAAAGAUUAUUAAAUGAGUAGUAUUACUCUAAUUAUAAUUAAAAUUUUGACAAGUAAA
Molecule: messenger RNA, 3457 nt
Organism: Exaiptasia diaphana
Lineage: Eukaryota; Metazoa; Cnidaria; Anthozoa; Actiniaria; Aiptasiidae
Product: proton channel OtopLc
Exons: 5
Coding region: 295-2127 (610 amino acids)
Biological process (GO): proton transmembrane transport
Cellular component (GO): membrane
Molecular function (GO): proton channel activity
Source: RefSeq, a predicted model, not a curated record